Molecule: messenger RNA, 1775 nt
Organism: Ceratosolen solmsi marchali
Lineage: Eukaryota; Metazoa; Arthropoda; Insecta; Hymenoptera; Agaonidae
Exons: 2
Coding region: 60-1775 (571 amino acids)
Source: RefSeq, a predicted model, not a curated record
ACGAGGUGAUAAAUUAUCUUCAAAAUGAACCCAUAAGUGCCAGACAAAGAGAAUAAAAAAUGAAGAAAUAUAGAGUGGAAGCUUUUAUAAUACCGAGUCAAACUAAGCUUAGUAUCGAAUCCAAUCAAAUUGAUGAUGUUAAGCUUGCCAAUAAAUUAAAAGAUCAAUCGUUUAGCUCGGUGGAAGAGAUGCAAAUUCAAAAUGACAUUAAAGAAUUAAAUGAAAGUCUGGACGAAUCCGCUAGCUUAUGCAAUAAGUUAGAGAAUGAUGAGCAAUACUCGUCAGAAUUUUCAGAGAUAUUUUUUGAAACUAACGAGCAUAUCUAUGACGAAAUAAUCCUUCCAGAAAAUAAGGAAACGAUAAAUGUUAAGAGCGAAGUUAAUACGGAAUACACAAAGGCCUUCCUUCGAAUCGAAGAACCUAUCUAUGACGAACCUUUUGUUGGAGCUUUGUACGAUAUAAAAUCGAAAGAAAAUAAUAAUAUUUAUGAUGUGCCUCAAACUCGAUGGGCAUUAGGCACUUCUAAAUACCGACGUUUUGGAAUAGUUGCGCCAAAACUACCAAAACGAUCCAGUAGCUUGAAAUCUAUAACCGAAGACAUCGAAGGGUUUGAUACUUUGCAAGAAAUGUGUGGUGGUCGUGGAUAUAAAAAUGCUCGUAUACCUAAUGGUCAGCAACCGGAAGAUAUAAGCGAAGAAAUAUUUAAAGAAAACUGGAUGCAAAGACUAGACGCUUUAAGAAAAUUGGAGACAUUGUUAAAAGAUAAGGAAAUUGCAUUGCAAUCGAGAGAAAGACUUUUAUUUAAGAAAGAAAAGGAAUUGAAAAUUUUAGAAAGACUGGUAAAAGAUAAAAUGAAACAAGCAGAAUUGUAUGCAAAACGUUAUAAAAAAUCAUUGAGUUCUGAGAGCAUAAUAAAUAAUGAACGAAAUGUAGAAUGUAGAUCUUCUAAUGGCUCGAAAGGUCUUAGUAAAAUUGAGGUUUCAACAAAUUUACCCAAUUUCCCAUUAAGAGUAAAUUCAAAAGCUAUGCAGAUAAAUAAAGAUGAACAAAUCUUAAAAAAUUUACCAAAUUCAAGAAAUUCACUCACGUCGGACAGAUUAUGUAAUAGAAUAGGUAGCGUGAGAAAGCCAAAACAUCGUCAAAAAAUAAAAUAUGACGAUUUUGAUUCGACUUUAUCAGCUGAUAAUGGAGACGCGUCCUUCAUAAUAACUUCAAAAAUAUUUGAUCCAGAAAUAUUUAAGAAACCAAUGGCAUUUACUCGAUCGGCGAGUGAAAGACGACCAAGAAUUGAUCAACAAGCAACAGCAUCGAGACUCGGUAGCUUAACAGAUAAAGACAAGCACACCGAUGGUUUUAUAGAUGUAAUGGAUGAAAAGACAUUCAAAAAAAUUAGUGAAAAUAUCCUUGCCUCGCAAGAUCAAGAAGCAAUAUUUUUAAAUUAUGGUCUUAUCGAUAAAAAAUCUUUAAUUAAUAAGAAGAACGUAAAUAAAGGUAACUCGCUCGAUCAAAAAAGAGAUACUUAUUUAAAUUUAGAAUGCACAAAUAAAUCAAAUAUGACAAAAACAGCACCAACUGAACGUCCAAUUUCCUGGAGCGAAGAUACAGACGAUUGGUUAAAAAAGAAAAGACAAGCCUAUAAUUUAGCAACGAAGAAUGUGAUGGUACAAAAUAUGGCUGAAAAGGAAAACUUUAAUACAUAUCCAAAAAUGAAGAAAUCUGUGAAAAACACAGUGAAAAAGGAAAAUAGUCGAAAAAAAUUUUCCUUAUUUCGUUAA